Amphimedon queenslandica is the source of this 2590-nucleotide messenger RNA. Its product is annotated as fibrillin-1-like. NCBI's taxonomy places the organism in Eukaryota, Metazoa, Porifera, Demospongiae, Haplosclerida, Niphatidae. The annotation marks the transcript as partial. The transcript has 19 exons. The record is from RefSeq and is a predicted model, not a curated record. Gene Ontology annotation, molecular function: calcium ion binding.
GGGGUAGUAGAUGUUUGUUUGAAUAAUACCUGGUUCACAAUAUGUGAUAGUAAUUGGACAAAGAAAGAAGCUAUUGUAGUUUGCUCUCAGUUGGGAUAUUCACCAUAUGGUGCAUGGUCUGGUAGCAAUCAAUACAUCGGGAUUCAGACAUAUUGGCCACUAGGGCUUUAUGCAGUGUCUUGCAAUGGGAAUGAAACUAGUAUUUGGGAUUGCUUGUAUUCCUUAAGUAAUACAGCUGGGUAUAGUUGUUCACAGUCAACAAAAGCUGUCAUCAAAUGCCAAUCCAUAACAACUCAGUUUGUUAAUUGCACUGAUGGUGAUGUAAGACUUGUUGGUGGACAGACAGAGAAUCAAGGAAGUGUACAAAUUUGUUACAACAAUGCCUGGACAUAUCUAUGUAGUGGAUGGUAUUGGGGCACUACUGAAGCAAACACAGUCUGCAGUCAACUUGGAGGAUUUUAUUCUUAUAGGUCUGUGGCAUAUAGAUACAAUCAUUUUAAUACUCCCCAGAAUUCGCCAUUUGUUUAUGGGUAUUUUGAUUGUUCUGGCUCUGAAACAAGACUUGUGGAUUGUUACAUGCAUUCCUACUAUUUGAGGUAUUGCUACUCAUACUAUAUAGCUGGUGUUACUUGUCGAGAUAUUAAUGAAUGUCAGCAAGGUACAUCAGGAUGCUCUCAUAUAUGCACUAACACUGUUGGCAGUUACAAGUGUAGCUGCUAUUCUGGAUAUCAGCUGAGCAAUGAUAGUCACACAUGUAUAGACAUUGAUGAGUGUACUGAGGGACUUAGUGGCUGUAGUCAAACUUGUUCUAAUACCAUUGGAAGUUAUACUUGCAUUUGUACAACUGGUUAUAUAUUGAGUGGUGAUAGUCAUUCUUGCAUGGACAUUAAUGAAUGUAACACUGAUAAUGGCCAAUGUAGCAGUUUAUGUACUAAUACUAUUGGUAGCUAUAUUUGUUCUUGUGAAUCUGGUUAUAUAUUGGAAGAGGAUGAACAUAACUGCACAGAUAUCAAUGAGUGUCUCACUGAUAAUGGUGGCUGCAAUUAUACCUGUACAAAUAUACCAGGAAGUUACCUAUGUGACUGUAGUACUGGCUAUGACUUUGAUCCCAUUAAAUUAAACUGCACAGAUAUUAAUGAAUGCGCUACUGAAAAUGGUGGCUGUGAACAUUCAUGUACAAACACAAUUGGGAGCUUUUACUGUACUUGUAGUUCUGGUUUUCAACUAAAGAAUGGUGUAUUUUGCUCUGAUAUCAAUGAAUGUUCACAAGGAAUAUCAGGAUGUGGCCAGCAGUGUAUCAAUGUUGUUGGAAGCUAUGAGUGUGAUUGUAAUGCUGGAUACUACUUAGCAUCUAAUAAUCACUCUUGUUUAGAUGUUGAUGAGUGUUUAGGAGCAAGUGGUUGCAAUCAGAUAUGUAUAAAUACAGUUGGAAGCUAUUACUGUGACUGUCAAUCUGGAUAUGUCCUUAGCAAUGAUCUUCUUAGCUGCAAUGAUAUUAAUGAGUGUAAUAAUUCUAGUGGAGGAUGUGCUCAAAUAUGCCAAAACACAGAAGGGUCUUAUGAUUGUUCAUGUCAUGAUGGAUACAGUUUAAAUGCUGAUAAACAUAAUUGCUCAGACAUUGAUGAAUGUGGCAACAAUAAUGGAGCCUGUGAACAGGUCUGUACAAAUACUAUUGGAAAUUACUCUUGCUUGUGUAAUUCUGGCUUCACAAUUUUGAAUAGACAAUUCUGUUCAGAUAUUAAUGAGUGUAGUGACAAUAAUGGUGGUUGUCAACAGACAUGUCACAACACUGCUGGAAGCUAUUAUCGUCUGUGUGGUACUGGAUUUACUUUAGAUGCAAUCAGCAAUUGUACAGAUAUCAAUGAAUGUAGCAUUAACAAUGGAGGAUGUGAGCAACAGUGUACCAAUACAGUUGGUAGCUAUUAUUGUGCAUGUAAUAGCAGUUACACACUUAAUGUUGACAAUCAUAUGUGUGACGAUAUUGAUGAAUGUGUCUAUGGCACUCAUGGUUGUAAUCAGAACUGUACAAAUACCAAUGGGUCUUAUCUUUGCUUCUGUAUGACUGGUUAUCAUCUUAUGGACAAUCACAAAAUAUGUGCUGAUACAAAUGAGUGUCUGUUGAGUAAUGGUGGCUGUUCUCAGUUGUGUGUUAAUACUAUUGGAAGUUAUCAGUGUAACUGUAGAAAUGGAUAUCAACUGAUUAAUGAUGGAUAUGAUUGUGCUGAUAUUAAUGAGUGUACAAAUGGUACUAAUCUAUGUGAACACAACUGUUAUAACACUAAUGGUAGUUAUGUCUGUGAUUGUCAACCAGGCUAUCAAUUAUCAAAUGGAUUGACUUGUUCUGAUAUCAAUGAAUGUGACACUAACAAUGGGGGAUGUGCUCAAGUGUGUGUCAAUCAAGUUGGAUCAUAUUAUUGUCAAUGUAACAAUGGUUAUACUCUUGAUGAUGAUUCUCAUGGAUGCUCUGAUCAUAAUGAAUGCAUAAAUGGUGUUCAUGCUUGUGAGCAAAUCUGUCACAAUUCUAAUAGUUCUUACACCUGUUCAUGUUUGUCAGGAUACAGGCUAGCUGAUAAUAAUAAAACUUGUGAUG